AAAUAUAUCCGUCGUUUUCCGUCGAUAUGGUGAGGUCCGGUUCUCACUGGGGCUGAGCUUUCAACUUGUCACGGUAUCUCGAGUCAUUCUUCGCUCCCCUACGUCUCAUAUUCCCUCUGACCCAUCUGGUCAAAAUGCCCUCUUCGCGAGUCAAAGAUUUCGCCAAGAAUUUCAAUCCGGGCAAAGUAAUCGCAGUUCGAUUGAGGCGCUUCGCAAAGAACGCACGCACACGACGCAACUCAACAACCACCCGUGACCAUGAAGGCGAUGACUCCAUCUCUGCAGAUGUCCCUAGUGAAUUUCCCGCUCCUUCAUCCACUCUCUAUUCGAAUUCAUCGCUACUAGUGCACCCUGGUUCUCUAGCCAGGGAUCCAGGUCUCGAAGUCUCCAUUAAUAUUUCCUCCGCAACAUCCUCCCACCGUGGCGAAUCCUCUGCCCAUAAAGCUUCUGACAUGGCUCAAACAUUUUUGCCUUUCGUCCAGAGCGUUGCAGGUGCAAUUCCACUUGCCGGUCCUCCGAUGCAAGCUACUAUUAGUGGAUUAUUGUCAAUCCUUCAAGCCAUAGAUAGGCGCAGUCAGAAUAAGGCGGACCUAGAUCGUCUGACCUUACGACUUCAUCAACUAAGUUCCCAUCUGUGCAACGUCCCGACCCCUCAAGGUCCCUUUGAACAAUACCGGAGAGAUGCCAUAAUUAGGAUGCUGCAAGACAUAUCUGCCCAAGUAGCACAGUUGUACAACCGUGGUCUCGCACACACAUCUGUUACGCAAGCUAUCAUUGGAUGUUCCAGCGAAAUUGACCGUUAUCUAGUUGAUUAUUCGUGGUCAUCUCAAAUGCAAAGUCAUCAUGACAUCCUCGAAGUGCGGAAAACUCUGGAGAGGCAGCAGGAAAUCUUGAUGAGAAUUGAAAGCGUGUUCUUGCCUGGGCGGUCCUCUGUGGGGCGGAUUGUCACACUUGGCUUUGUGACGCUGGUAGAUGCAACAGACCGGUCACAUCCGAUACCGAUGGACGUUUGCGACUCAUUUGAGCGAUUCAAUGAGCAGCUCCAGCUUCUAUUCAAACACAACUCGGUCGAGGCUCGAAUUCAGAGACAGUAUAUGGAGGAAGAACAGUACGAUUUGUGCAUCGACGACGACAAGCAAGUAACCCGACUUACAAGCUGUGAAUGGCCAAGCAUUGCAGCAGGCACGACGAUUGUCAUGAGGGUCAUCUUUGAACAGAAGAAGUCCUCUAGAGUUGACUACCGUUGUCAUUUUUGCGGCGCUGUCAAUGACGUUGGCACUGGGUCUAUUAUGCAUUCGCUUCAGCGCCAGGCUGGUUGCUCGAUCAAUUGUCGAGUGUGCAAACGACGAUUUCAGAUCUCCUGCGGAAGCUCCAGUGCAAAGCGGAGCACACAAUCCUCUAACAUUGACUGCGUUCCCAGAACUGAAGCAGAAAUGCAUCUUAUUCGCAACUUUCACAUCCAGCAGAUGCUUUCCCGCUCUCAGUUGCCAUGCGUGACCUCGUCUUUUGAUCUGCUUACCCAAUGCUGAUGCUCUGACUGUGUCCCGCUCUCAGAUACCAGUGCGUAAUCUUGUAUUUUGACCUGUUUAC
Messenger RNA from Suillus subalutaceus, 1590 nucleotides. RefSeq lists its product as uncharacterized. The transcript has 11 exons. NCBI's taxonomy places the organism in Eukaryota, Fungi, Basidiomycota, Agaricomycetes, Boletales, Suillaceae. The record is from RefSeq and is a predicted model, not a curated record. The coding region runs from base 135 to 1529 and encodes 464 amino acids.